UUCUCAGUAUCGGCGUUGAGUGGUGUUCGUUAGUAUUCGAACUCCCUCCACUCACUCAUAUCCCAACCGCCAGCGCACCGCUGCAACCACCGCAAUGCCACUCUCUCUCCCCACUUCUCCUCCCACUCCGGCUCCUCGCAAUCUCCACAUCUUUUCCUCAGCUUCAUCAUCACACUUCACCACCACUAGAUUCCUCUCGAACAAAAGGCUUAGAACAACAAUCAGUAUUGUUGCCAAGGCUUCCGAAGAAGGAGAUGGCAAGCCGGCGUUCAAUCCGUUCGGAUUUGUAACUGAUAAUCCCUCAAGUCGAAGUGCCAUUCAGCUUCCUGAGUCCCCUGCUGAGGAUGGAAAUGUUGGUCAAAUGCUAUAUAGAAUAGAAGACAAGGGAAAAGAGUAUGGCUCUUAUAUUAAAGCUGGAGGGUUUAGAUGGUUUGUAAGAGAAACAGGAUCGACUGAGAGCCGACGUGGAACGAUUGUCUUUCUCCAUGGUGCUCCAACGCAGUCCUACAGUUAUCGAGUUGUUAUGUCUCAGAUGGCCGAUGCUGGGUUCCACUGUUUUGCUCCUGAUUGGAUAGGAUUUGGGUUUAGUGACAAGCCACAGGCUGGAUAUGGAUUUGACUACACCGAGAAAGAGUUUCAUGAAGCUCUUGACAAAUUACUGGAUGUCUUAGGCGUUGCUUCUCCUUUCUUCCUAGUAGUUCAGGGAUUUCUUGUAGGAUCAUAUGGAUUAACUUGGGCGUUGAAUAACCCGAGCAGAAUUUCAAAGCUUGGAAUUAUGAACACCCAAUUGACAGUCUCAUCUCCCCUCCCUGGACUAUUUAAUAAUCUCAGGAUUCCGUUUCUUGGUGAGUUCACUUGCCAGAAUGCAAUUAUGGCAGAGCGUUUUAUUGAAGCAGGUAGCCCCUAUGUCCUGAAACUGGAAAAGGCAGAUGUAUAUCGAUUACCAUAUUUGUCAGGCAGUGGACCAGGAUUUGCUCUGCUUGAGGCUACAAAAAAAGCUAACUUCAAUGAUAUUAAAAGUCGAAUCUCAGCUGGGUUUGCAACUGGAAGCUGGGAUAAGCCAAUAUUAGUUGCUUGGGGAAUAUCAGACAAGUAUCUUCCCCAAUCCGUGGCAGAAGAAUUUCAAAAAGGGAAUCCCAAUUUGGUAAAGCUCAAGCUGAUUGAAGGCGCCGGUCAUAUGCCUCAGGAGGACUGGCCGGAGAAAGUAGUCGACGCCAUGAGAUAUUUUUUCUGAUGCACAAAAUGGAUAUAUACAUUGAUGAUCAGCUCAAAGGCUAAUCUUUUUGAAGGUAGAUUCUGAGCUUUGAGUACAAUUGUAUAUGUAUGUUAUCGUUAUAAUUCUGAAAAUGCAAGAAGGAAGCGACAUUUUUCAAAAGAUAAAUGAAAUUUUACUAGUCCAAGGAAACUGGUUUUGAAACAUUCAAGUUUGUGACACUUGAAUAUUUGUAUGUUCGUCAUACCAUGUUGAAUUUAUCUCAUCCACAAAUUUAAAUUGUGACA
This is a messenger RNA of Olea europaea var. sylvestris, 1500 nucleotides long. RefSeq names its product haloalkane dehalogenase. Gene Ontology annotation, molecular function: catalytic activity. Gene Ontology annotation, cellular component: chloroplast. NCBI's taxonomy places the organism in Eukaryota, Viridiplantae, Streptophyta, Magnoliopsida, Lamiales, Oleaceae. The transcript has 11 exons. The coding region runs from base 95 to 1234 and encodes 379 amino acids. The record is from RefSeq and is a predicted model, not a curated record.